GUUUGUGAUACUGAAAGUGAAUAGCAGUUAGGAAAUUUACUACUAUGAAUUCGUCAUCGUAUAAAGAGCUAGAGGAACCCUUAAAACUUAUACACAAAAAGUUUGUGUCUUUGGACGAAAGAGAAGUUAGGGAAACGAAGCCUCUAGUUAGACAGGUCUUGGUGCUUCUUGUCACUUAUAUGAAGGAAGCCGAUGACAUCUUCAGAGAGCUUUUUUAUGGUCUAUAUUUUGGAGGCAGCUUUUAUCAUAAUCUUAAGAUUCAAAACCCAGACGAGUUUGAUAUAGAUUUUUUGCUCGCCUUACCAAAAUGUUCAGAGUGUAAAAUUUUGAACUGUAAAUGUGUGGAGGUUGAGCCGGGUCAUGUUGCAGGGUUUUUGAAGUUUUCGCUUAAAAGAAGAUUUAGUCCAAAAUUUUAUGAAAAAUUUUGCCUCAAAGGAAAAGUCCAGAGCAACCUAGUAUUUAACUGGAUCAAAAGCCUCGUAUGUAAAGCUCUUUAUCGCUUUAAAACCGAAAAACAUCGUAUCGGAACUAAUGAUUUCUGGGCUGUUACUCCAACUACAGAAAUAUCUUUGUACACAGAAUGUCAACCUGCUGUUAAAAUUUGCAUUAAAAAGGGACAAAAAAUCAUAUAUGCUGACUUGGCUGCUGCAUUUAGAUUGGACGAACAUUAUUGGCCAGGAAAAUCGAAAUCGAAUAGUGGGUUUAGAUCCAAUCCAACAAAUGUCAAACAAUUUUCUAUUGUGCCGUUUUGUCCUAAAGGAUGUAAUGGCUAUUGGCGACCUUCGUUUCAAGCCCAAGAAAAAUUAAUUAUCAGCGGAAAGCAAACUUUGAAGCCCGCUCUGAGACUAGUUAAAAUUAUGAAAAGCAAUCUUAAUCAUUCAGUGUCAAGUUACGUGUUAAAAACUUUAAUAUUGCAAGAGGCAGAUACUUUCGACUGGAAAAAUGUCUGCAUAUCAGAUGCCUUCAUGUUUUUAUUAAAAAAAUAUGUGCAAUGCCUUAAACAGGGUCGCGUAGAAUAUUAUUGGCAUAAGGAUGUCAACCUGUUGGAUUACAUGAAAAAGACCACUAUAACAAAUCAUUGCAAUGAAGUUGUCAAGUUGUAUUUAAAAAUUGAAAAUGGAUCUAAGUUAAAUCCGUUGGUUGCUGCUGAAGUAAUAUUGAAACAGAGUUCAGACUAUCAAAUUUUCAUCACCGAAUGGAUGAUUUGGAAAAGUCAGCUGUACAAAAAACAGAUUUCCUAUAUAGAGAAUAAAGGCGUUUCUUCUGUUGGAAAGCAGCAGUUUGACGGUCUACGAAAUGUACUCGAUUUCUUUGUAACUAUGGCAAAUAAAAAAACUUUACUAGUUUAAUACAUGCAAUAGAGGUUGUCUUUUAGAUAUCGUUUAUUUUCAUAUUUAUUGUCAUUUUUUCAUAACCUUUAAGUUGGUUUUCAUUGUAUGUAUUCAUAUUAUUAACUGUUA
Anthonomus grandis grandis is the source of this 1460-nucleotide messenger RNA. Its product is annotated as cyclic GMP-AMP synthase-like receptor. NCBI's taxonomy places the organism in Eukaryota, Metazoa, Arthropoda, Insecta, Coleoptera, Curculionidae. The record is from RefSeq and is a predicted model, not a curated record. The transcript has 10 exons. Bases 45 to 1349 code for a protein of 434 amino acids.